ACUUGGAUGAUUGUCUGGGUGUAAAGUGUUGCGUGUCACGAUGGGAGAAAUACAAGUGGGAAGUAAUGAACAAUAGAGCUGGCUAUUUCCGGGAGGCGCCAACAUUCCCGAGCAACUUUCGUGUUCUCAUGUUGCGCAUAGCGAUAGUCAGCCAAACACAUUGUUGUCGCACAAAGCCCAUCCAGUUCACACUAGCAGCUGGUUUUGUGUCAGGAGAGUUUAAGCGAGCUCACCGAGUAGGGAGAAUCAAACUGCCGGCGUCUUGUUGUCAAAUGAUUUGCAUAAGGACUUCCGCCCCCUGAAUUUAGUUUCUGCAUCAACUGGCAAAGGCAGUGGGCAGACCCGAGCCCUGAAGUCAGGCGCAGUCAUGCGGACUUGACAUUUAAACUCGGUUAAUAUUUGGACAUGAACGGCACACGCGUGUAUUUCGGAUGGUCCCGAUGGAUUUGGAUUAAACGGCACACUGGGAUCUGACACUUUCAUUCUCAGAGGCGUUUACUAUGCUGUAUAUCUGCCGGCUCUUGUGGUGGAUAUACAUCGACUAUUUGCUAUUACGUCCAGUGUAGAUCUGGAAUAUUGUAUUGGACUCAUUGGGGUAUUCUGUUGCAGGAAAAUGCGCGUUCUCAUCUCCUCUCAAACAGGGGAUUCCUCGCCUGUUUGCACAUGUCUGUUUGGAUCCUAAAGUAGGAUAUAGCCAGAUCCUCCAACCCAGUCCAGGAUCUGAUGUCUAUGCAUGCUCUGAUGUCUAUUUCAAUGUGUCAUAUUAGAAGAGUUGACCAUCUCUUUUGGAUGGAGUUUUACCUCGCGAUUUUCUUUUGAGGUCUUGGACAGCUUGGAUGCAUUUUAAAUCGUUGUUUGCCUUGGAUUACUUCUUUUUUGGCUAAAUUUUUCAGGUUGGAUCUUCUCGUUUAUUUCGGGUGUCUAAACUCGGUGUUUACUGUUACAAUCACACGUUUCAUUAUUCUGAUUCGUUUUGCCGAUCCACUGGGUGAAAAUACUGUGUGAUCUUUUGUUGGUUUAUUUAUUGGUCGUUUAAAGCUUUUGCACACCAUGACUUUCUUGUCCGGGGCAGUGGUUCUGUUGCUGCGUGGACUCGUCAUCUCUGCGGUAUUGGGCUUAGAGGGUUCAUACACGAGUCAUUUGUCGAACCGAGUCACUCCGGAUCCAGCAGCAGUAGCUGUCGCUCCUACAGACCCGUGUUUGACAGUCAUCCCUCCAUGUAUAAAUGAAGCCGACCGCUUCAGUUUAGAGGCGCUUCGUCACAUUCACAAGCAGCUAGAUGAUGACAACGAUGGAGGAAUUGAAGUGAAUGAGAGUGUAGAGUUUAUCAUAGAGGACAUGAAGCAGCAGCAGACCAAUAAACACAGUAAUCUUCACCGAGAGGACCAGCACAUCACGGUGGAGGAGCUGUGGAGGGGCUGGAAAAUAUCAGAAGUGCACAACUGGACACUGGAGGAUGCAGUUCAGUGGCUGAAAGAAUCCGUGGAGCUUCCUCAGUACGAAAAAAACUUCAGAGAGUUUAAAGUAGAUGGCAACACGUUACCUCGAAUAGCGGCCAAUGAACCGUCAUUUAUGUCAAUGCAGCUAAAGAUAUUAGACCAACGACAUAAACAGAAAUUAAAUCUAAAAGCAUUGGACGCAGUGCUCUUUGGACCUCCACUACGUCCUCACCAUCACUGGCUGAAGGACUUUGUUUUGAUGAUUUCAAUCAUCAUUGGUGUGGGAGGCUGCUGGUUUGCAUACAUACAGAACAAAUCGUCUAGAAUUCACAUCUCCCAGAUGAUGAAAGAUCUGGACAGUCUACAGCAUGCUGAACAGAGCCUGAUAGAGUUACAGAGCCGACUGGAGAAGGCUCAGGAGGAGAAUCGGACAGUUGCGGUGGAGAAGCAGAACCUGGAGCAGAAGAUGCGUGACGAGAUCAACGGAGCAAAGAGAGAAGCCAGCAGACUGCGAGAGCUGCGAGAGGGGGCUGAAUGUGAACUCAGCAGACUCAAGUAUGCAGAGGAAGAACUAGUGCAGGUGCGAAUGGCACUGAAGAGAGCAGAGAAAGAGAUGCAGGCAGACUGGUUGGUGCCAGAAGCCUUGCAGAUGUGGCUUCAGCUCACACAUGAAGUGGAACUGCAGUACUACAACAUUAAAAAACAGAGUGCCGAGCUGCAGCUCACGGUCGCAAAGGACGAGGCGGAAAAGAUCAAGAAGAAGAGGAACUCUGUGUUUGGUACCCUCCAUGUUGCACACAGCUCAUCACUGGAUGAAGUAGACCACAAAAUACUUGAGGCUAAAAAAUCUCUUUCAGAGGUCACAGCCUGUUUGCGUGAACGUCUUCACCGCUGGCAGCAAAUAGAGAAGUUAUGUGGCUUUCCAGUGGUUAAUAACUCUGGGCUGCCCAACCUCACCGCCUCCCUGUACGCCGACCACAGCUGGGUGGUCAUGCCGCGUAUGUCGGUGCCACCCUACCCAAUCGCUGGUGGUGUGGAUGAUCUCGAUGAGGACACACCACCUAUCAUUCCACAGUUCACUUCUACUUUGAUUCGACCUUCUCUGACCCGCAACAGCAGUGUUUGUCGUUCUCGCAGAAGUCUUAUCUCUCAGCCCUCGUCCCUUUCUCCUGACCCUGACCUGUUGUCUAUGGCCUCAGCCCCACUGGCCUACAGACCUGAGGGAGACGAUGAACACAUCUUCUUCACUGUCGAAAGGAAAGGGGAUCUUCAGGACACAUGCUCAGAUUCAGAUUCUCUCAGUUCCUCUUUGGGCAGGAAGCAGUUCUCCGGUCCCUCUGUUCAAAGUACAUGUGCUACAGGCCUGGAGACCCCAGCACGUAAAAUCUCUCGUGAUGAACUUCUUCUCCAGGCGCAGGAGGCCCAGGCUAUCGCCAUGGAGACCUUACCUUCUACCACAUCCUCCCCUUCAUCUCCUCUCGACUCCUCCUCCAUUCACAAGGGCUCUCCUGACAUAACCCGCUCUUCUGUCCUCCCAGAAUCUCAAAGUUUAAUCUUUCACCCUGGCACCAAAUCUGCGGCCUAUAAUGGCAUUCUGGAAAAGUCAUACAGCAUGGGGCAGUUGUCUGCUGGUGGGAUGCCUCCAGGGGGACAUUACCCCUCGAUUAGCUCACUCGACAUAGAAAGCAAAUCUAUCAAGGAGCCCAAGAAACUCCAGCCCACCUCCUCCCAGGACUUGUGCGACAAUGGAGAGAAAAAACGCUCCAAGAUCAAGAGCUUGUUCAAGAAAAGCAAAAAGCUGUGAGGAACAGUAGAGAAGAGGAAGAAAUGGAGAGAAAAAGAAGCCUUAAAGAAAUAAAUGAGGGUCAAUCAUAAGCCAAAACA
Messenger RNA from Carassius carassius (crucian carp), 3323 nucleotides. RefSeq names its product stromal interaction molecule 2-like. Bases 1051 to 3243 code for a protein of 730 amino acids. Gene Ontology annotation, cellular component: plasma membrane; endoplasmic reticulum. The transcript has 12 exons. The record is from RefSeq and is a predicted model, not a curated record. NCBI's taxonomy places the organism in Eukaryota, Metazoa, Chordata, Actinopteri, Cypriniformes, Cyprinidae. Gene Ontology annotation, biological process: activation of store-operated calcium channel activity; intracellular calcium ion homeostasis; store-operated calcium entry. Gene Ontology annotation, molecular function: calcium channel regulator activity; calcium ion binding; protein binding.